ACCAGUGCACAAGGAAGGACUACAAACCCUCUUACAUCUUAGCUUCAAUCCACUGUUCUGUUCAUGCUCAUGAAAAUAAUUGUGCCAUUAUGCAUCAUCAGAGUGGGUGGUAUAUGGGUUGGUCAGUGUGAUCCAUACACUAUAUAAAUGAAAGGACAGUAAAGAGAGCAGAACAAACUCCUAACAGGAGGAGACUCACUCAUGGCCUACAAGACAGAGGAUCAUGAGACUCAAUACUGCUUUCCUGCAAUCAACUCAUCAUGUUUCAAGGGAAAACGCUCCAGACAUGAAUAUUAUAUCAUUUACCUGUUCAUAUCAUUGCUCUCAGCAUGGACUGUGUUUCUGAACCUGCUGGUGAUCAUCUCCAUCUCUCACUUCAAGAAGCUUCAAACUCCAACCAACCUGAUUAUUCUCUCUCUGGCUGUGGCAGAUCUGUUUACUGGCCUUAUUUUGAUACCCAUAGAGGGCAUCAAGCAAAUUGAGAUGUGUUGGUACUUUGGAGACACUUAUUGUGGACUGUUUGUAAUUAUCGUUAGGUUGCUUCUUUCUUCAUCUCUUAGUAAUUUAAUUUUAAUAGCUGUUGAUCGUUAUGUGGCUGUGUGUCACCCUUUACUGUACCCACAGAAAAUAACCACAACUAAAACUUCAAUAAGCAUCUGUCUCUGUUGGUUUUGCUCUUCAGUUUACAAUGUUGGGCAUGUAAUUAGUAAAGGAUAUUUUAAUAUCUCACUCAAAACGUGUUAUGGUCAGUGUAUUGUCAUGAAUAGUCUUGCUUGGACAUUCACUGAUUUAAUCUUUUUAUUCCUAUUUCCCUGUGUCGUGAUCAUCACUGUAUAUUUGAGGAUAUUUUAUGUUGUUCAUCAGCAAGUGAAAGUUAUAAACUCUCUGAUGAAGGGUGGUAAAUGUGUAAUGGAAGGGUCAGUGAGGAGGAAAUCUGAGAGUAAAGCUGCUCUGACAUUAGGAAUCAUUGUGACAGUUUAUAUGCUUUGCUAUAUUCCAUUCUGUAUCUGUUCUCUAACAGAAACCACUGCAGUCUCUUCCACUACAAUGACAUUUCUAGCAUGGACUUUGUAUGUUAGCUGUGGUCUGAAUCCUCUUGUAUAUGCUUUAUUUUACAGCUGGUUUAAAAUAUCAGUUAAACACAUCCUAACUCUUAAAAUAUUUCAGCCAGCAUCAUCUCUGAUGGAAAUAUUAGAUUGUCAUUCAUGAUUGUGGUGGUGGGGGUUGAUUUAUUUCAUUUUUUGCACUUAAAGCACAACAUUUGAUUCCCAUCCCUGAAAAUGGACAAAUACUGCUAUUGCAACACAUGUGAUAUGUUUUCAUGUGUUCAGGUACAAGAAUGAGACAUAAAUGGAGAACAUAAAUGUUGACUGUGUUCUAAGAAAAUAGUUCAGUGUAGUAAAAAUUGACUGCUUUAGUAUGUGUGUGUUAUGUAUUUUAGUGCUUAUUAAAGAAUAACAUCAUUGCAUUAUCAACAUGCUAGCAUCAAACUCUUUAAAACCAACUGUGGGUAUCCUGUGCUCUUCGCGUGCAGAUCUGCUGCUUAUGUAGGCUGGUAUACAUAAAUUAUCUGUAAAUCACAACAUUUAUGUAUAAAUGCAUCACAUAUAUGUUCAUUUAAAUAAUUAGGAGAGGUUGUUGUCCUUGCACCAGACUCACCUUUAGCCAUUUAUCUCUGAUAUUACUGAUAAGCAUCAUAGUAUCUCCAGUAAAUGUAUAAAAGGUCCCACUGUAGUCUUUGUUUUGUGAUCAUGUCCACUGAUGCACCUUCAAGCAGGCAUGACUUUAUAUGAAUGUAUGUGACUGUGGCACAAUCCGGGCACUUUCAAACAGUACACAGAGAGUCAGUGGAUACUGGCUGCAGUAAUUCUGUAAUAAAGAAUCUCAAUAUUGCAGAACAGGGCUUAAAGGUGCACUAAGUAAACUUUCAUGUUUCGCUGGACAUCAAUGUUCUUGUACUUUAUACUGACAUCUGUAAUUGUUGAUAAGAUGUAAAAGCUUAAUUUUCUGAUUUCAUGUGUCUCAAUUUUGCCUUAUGCAUAGCAAUGUAGUUUGGAAAGAUUAUGGACCAGUAUGAGCACUACACUGCACUAAUGUUCUGCUGUAAAAUGUCUUGAUUCAACUUGGAACUCAUUUGAAUCCUUUGAUUUGAAAUAUCCCUAAAUUAUAAGGCUGUGACAUAACAAGGUGACGGUCAGCUAUUGUUGAGCAUCUCUCAGCUCAGUUUUUGUGCUGUGUUCUGCAACAUUGGCACUAGUCAAACCACCAUCAGUGGCUUUUUGGUGUUGAAUCAGCAUUGGAGCAGUCAGUGAGAGAGAUCCUUCUAGUCGGCUGUUCAGUUUAGGGAAUCAGUGCACAAGAAGAAAAAUGAAAGUGACGAAAGCAAGCAAAUUACAAAGUCAAGAGGGCACACACAGAAGACUAAAAAUUUUACGUCAUUUUAUUUGAGCAUUUCAGUACACAAAUAUUUUCAUAACAGCGUCACCUGGAACAGAGCAUGUGAGUGAAACCUCCGCUCUAUGCCAGUGCGCUCCGCUCAAUAGCUCAUGGCCCAAGCGAAUGCUCCACUUUUGCUCACCGGUAACAACGUUCACUCAAAUCCUACUCCGACAUGAAAUUUCUCUGUACUAUACGUCUUACUGAUUGUAAUGAAUUUCCUGAAUAAAUGUCUUAAUUACAGUAGGCCUAUAGACUUAGAUCAGUGAAGUACAGUAUAUGGAUUGUACUUUUUGCUUUUUAUUGUAUAUAUUUUAUAUUUGUGCAAAUAAAACUAAACCAAGAUAACGAUAUAUUGUUAUUUAUAUAUUAAAGCAACAUAUUGUAUAAAGUGGUAUAAAUAA
Molecule: messenger RNA, 2840 nt
Organism: Megalobrama amblycephala (Wuchang bream)
Lineage: Eukaryota; Metazoa; Chordata; Actinopteri; Cypriniformes; Xenocyprididae
Product: trace amine-associated receptor 13c-like
Exons: 1
Coding region: 202-1209 (335 amino acids)
Biological process (GO): G protein-coupled receptor signaling pathway
Cellular component (GO): membrane
Molecular function (GO): trace-amine receptor activity
Source: RefSeq, a predicted model, not a curated record